Molecule: messenger RNA, 2208 nt
Organism: Boleophthalmus pectinirostris (great blue-spotted mudskipper)
Lineage: Eukaryota; Metazoa; Chordata; Actinopteri; Gobiiformes; Gobiidae
Product: long-chain fatty acid transport protein 2-like
Exons: 10
Coding region: 35-1897 (620 amino acids)
Molecular function (GO): long-chain fatty acid-CoA ligase activity; long-chain fatty acid transmembrane transporter activity
Source: RefSeq, a predicted model, not a curated record
UGUCUCCUCACCAGUGCAGAGGCAGGGACUGAAAAUGACUUCGAAUCUGCUCUACACGUUCCUCGCUGGUUUUUUGACGCUCAUUUUGCUAAUUUACAUAAAAUACCCCUAUUUUUUACACGAUUUGAGAUACACCAUCAUCGCUAUUGGCAUACGUAUACGCACGAGCAAAUUUAAGAAGCAAACGCCAUAUUACACAAUUCUGGAUAGAUUUUUGGAACAAGCGAAAAACCAACCGGAAAAAACUUUUAUUAUUUUCGAGGGCCGCAGGUUUACGUACAGUUACGCGGAUAAGGAGAGUAACAAAAUCGCCAGGGCGCUGCAGAAACACACAGACUUGAAGGAGGGCGACACCGCGGCUGUGUUUUUGGGAAACGAGCCGGACUUCGUGUGGCUCUGGCUGGCUCUGUCCAAACUGGGAUGCACCGCUGCGUUACUCAACACAAACAUACGGUCCAAAUCUCUGCUGCACUGCUUUUCCUGCUGCGACGCCAAGAUCCUCGUGGCUGGAGCUGAUCUGCAGGGGGAAGUAGAGGAGGUGCUGCCUGGUUUGAAGGAUUUGGGCGCACAUGUGUUUGUUUUGGGACAGGGGAGUUGUGUGGACGGUAUCGAGACUCUGUCUGAUAAGAUCCAAGAGGCCUCAGACCAGCCCCUGUCCCUGCAGCUCAGAGCUAAUGUUAAAAUCAGCAGCCCCGCCCUGUACAUCUACACCUCUGGGACCACAGGUCUCCCCAAAGCUGCUGUGGUCACCCAUAGGAAGGUAUGGUUUGCUUCCUUUGUCCUGACCUUUGCUGGAGUGACCUCGAGCGAUAUCCUCUACCUGUGCCUUCCCCUGUACCACACCUCAGGCUUCCUCCUGGGGCUCGCUGCGGCCAUAGACAGAGGUUUGACGGUUGUGUUGAAGCGCAGGUUUUCUGCCUCUCAGUUCUGGGAUGACUGUAGAAAAUACAACGUCACUUCGGUCGUCUACAUAGGAGAGAUGCUGCGCUACCUCUGCAACUCGCCCAAGAAAGACAACGAUAAGAACCACAAAGUGCGACUUGCUGUGGGUGUUGGUGUCCGUGCGGACACAUGGGAGCAGUUUCUGCAAAGAUUUGGACACGUUCGGAUCUGUGAGUGCUACGGCUUAACAGAAGGAAACAUCGCCUUCAUCAACUACUCCGGGAAAAUCGGAGCCAUUGGCAGAGAACAUUUUCUUCAUAAAAGGGGCUCUCCAUACUUUUUGAUAAGAUUUGACACUGAAACAGAGGAACCUGUGAGAGACUCUAAAGGCUUCUGCACUGAAGUUCCCCGAGGAGAGACUGGUUUGCUGGUUGUAAAGAUCGGAGAAACAUCACCAUUUCAGGGAUACGCGAAAAACCAACAACAAACAGAGAAGAAAAUACUGAAGGAUGUUUUUGUGAAAGGAGAUCGCUACUUCAACUCCGGAGAUCUUAUGAGGAUGGACCAACAAGGAUUUGUCUACUUCCAAGAUCGAGUUGGAGACACCUUCAGGUGGAAAGGAGAGAAUGUAGCAACUACAGAAGUGGCUGACCAUUUACUCACAGUGGACUGUAUUGAGGAGGCCAAUGUUUAUGGUGUUAAGGUUCCAGGACAUGAGGGCCGUAUUGGGAUGGCAGCGCUGAAGCUCAAAGAGAACAUGGACUUUGACUGUAAAGCUGCUCAUCAACAUGUGAAGAACUUUCUCCCGAGCUACGCGCGGCCACGCUUCAUACGAAUACAGCCCUGCCUGGAUGUGACGGGAACAUACAAACACACAAAGGUGAAGUUGAUGGAGGAAGGAUUUGACCCAGCAAUCAUCAAAGAUCCUUUGUUUUUCCUUGAUGAUGCUAAAGGUUACAUUCCCAUGACACAAGACAUUUAUGAUUCUUUAGUUGAAGGCAAACUCCGACUCUGAGCCAAGUGCACCUGAAAAACCCAAACCAACUAAUCAAUAUGUAACCGUAAUAUUAAGACGUUUGCCUACAAAAGGACACUAUAAGUGAGCUAACUUUUCUUUCUGUGUUAUUGCUAUUUACCACUGUAUGCCACAAGUAACAGGUUAAAUCUGUAGAGAGGGAAGCCUGCUUACUGUAAGAACACAUUAUAUUAAGUUAAAUGUCAUAUUAACAUUCCAUCUGAAGCAAUAACCACUUCACCAGAAAAGUUACAUAGUGUAUCUUUAAUUUUUGGCUACAGUAAAUUUUAACUUAGCUACGAAGUCACUGA